Messenger RNA from Polychytrium aggregatum, 2533 nucleotides. RefSeq lists its product as uncharacterized. The transcript is spliced from 13 exons. Bases 206 to 2419 code for a protein of 737 amino acids. NCBI's taxonomy places the organism in Eukaryota, Fungi, Chytridiomycota, Chytridiomycetes, Polychytriales. Gene Ontology annotation, molecular function: protein binding. The record is from RefSeq and is a predicted model, not a curated record.
CAUCCGCCGAAAGAUAUAGCUGCUCUCCUGGCCCGCCUCGGCGUCGCUUCCUGCACUCUGUCGCUGACUUCUCCGGCAGCCUGUUGGCUUUCGCUUUAGCUCAUCAGAAGCCCCGCUACUCCUCUCUGCUGACUGCUCCGCAACCAGGCAGAUCCUCAUCGGCCCUUCCCAUAAAAUCGCCGCUGCAACCUUGAGCCCCCCGACGAUGAAGUCCGCCGUCUCCCUUUCGUUGACCUCGCUGGUCGCUCUCCUGCCGCUGGUUUCUGCAGAGGCAAAGUUUUACUGCGAAGUACCUGCGGAAAGGUCCCGAUACUGCCCGUAUCGACCCACCAUCUCAACCAACGUCCUGGCCGUCGACAAGUAUAUUGCAGAUGUGAUCGCGGACGUGGGCUUGAACUUUCCCGGUGCCGAAAAGACGGCGUGCUACAAGUCUCUCAUCGAUGUCGCCUGUGUGAUCUACUUCCCCCGCUGUGAUGACAUCACCAAGUUCGUCUUUCGACCAUGCGACACCUUCAGACAGCGAAUGCUGAAGGAAUGCUAUCCACCCAACAUGUAUCUGGAUCCCUCCAUACUCAACUACAAUUUUGAUCUAGAGCUGUUUUCCGCGGACAACGCAACCUGCUCGCCCUACUCCGAAGACUUGGCUCCUUAUGAAUACGCCAACCCCGCCACUCUUCCCCUGUGUCCUCCACAAAUCCUCCAGAGCCUCACCACCCGGUGCGACACCAGCGAAACGGCCAAGCAAGUCCACUAUUACAUGCCCGAGGUUGCGUGGUCCAAAGGCAUCGACGGCUCGGCCGCAGUUCCGAACCCGGAAGAAUGCAGCCGCCUCAAGAACGUCCCACCGUCCCAGCUGGUCAAAUGCAAAUAUCCGUCACCCAACGAAUAUGUCGGCACCAUCAUCAGAUCGUUCACUUUCCCUGAUGAUCAACUGCAUAUGAUGUUCAAGACCGGAUGCACUUCCGAGCACGGCAGAGAGAUUCCAAACUGCGGAUGGGAGUUCACAGAUGACUCGGUCAUCUACGUCAGCCGUAUUCCUCACGUCGUGGCUUGGCUCUCUGUUGAUUUCCGUGUCAAUUCCGUGUCUGCAAAGAAUCCCGCCGCCAUCUUCUCGUUCUCGAGCAUUUCCAAGAGCGGCCCCGAGUCCGGCUUGCGCUUCAGGCUUGACGGUAUGCUCCAGCUGGAUUAUGUCUUCAAUCAGUCCUCCCAGCUGGGGUAUGCGAUUCCGCUUACUCCUGGCAAGAUCCAAACCGCCCGAUGGGAGUAUCGCUCCCGCAACACCGCCUUUACUGGCGAUAAGGCCGCCAUCGAGGUCAUGGCCUUUAGUUUUGCCGAGAUCGAGUGGGACUUUGGCGUUCCUCAUAUUCCCGAGUCGAAUCCUGCCCCUGGCACAUCGCGCUGUCCGCUCGCCAACUUGAGGAGUGUCGAGACUGGAUGCAACGAAGCAAACACUGCCGAGAAGGUGUUUUACUAUCUCCCCCCUGCCAACGAAAGCGCCCCGCUGGAGGCCUGUGAUCGCACUCUGAGCGUCCCGCAGUUCACCAAGACCCCCUGCCUAUACCCUUCGUCCCACUUGCCCGCCGGCACGGUCAUCCGCAACUUUGACUUUCCCGACGAGCAGCGGGAGCGAAUGUUCUCCACCGGCUGCAACUUCCGAAACGGAACCGCUGUUCCUGACUGCGGAUGGACAUUUACCAAUGACAACGUGCAAUACAAAAGCACGCACCCUGACGUCGUUGCCUGGCUGUCGGUUGCUUUCAAGGCCGAUCUUGGUAGCUCGGAUUCCCCAGCGAUCAUCUAUGCGUUCAAGAGCAUUGCAUCCAGCGGCGGCCAGUCUGGUCUGGUCUUCAAAUUGGAUGACGCCGUCGAGAUGAGCUAUGUGAACAAUCAGUCCAGCGUCAUCGGAUACGGCGUUCCCCUGACCAAGGGCAAGUCGCAGACCGCUCGGUGGGAGUAUACUGCCGGGGCCGCAGCCGCUCCCGGAGACAUGGUUUCGAUCGAGACCCUGUUCAUCCAGUCGUCCGAAGUCACUUUCAACUGGUCCGCAGUUGUCCCGGCACCCAAGCCCACCAAGGGCACCAGCUUCGAAAUCAUCACAAACGCCCUGCAGACCGGAAAGACCGGCGGUGUGUCUAUUGGUCUGAUCGUUGUGCUUGUCGUCGUUAUUGGCGGCACAAUUGCAGGACUCUCGAUCUUCCUGGUGAGGCGGUUUGGAGGAUUUGGAAAGUCCGAAUACCAGGAGCUUUUGAAUCCCAAGGGCAUCGAGCUGGACAACUUUGACGACGACGACGACGAGGAGUUGGAGGCCGGGUUUACAUUCCUGCGCACUGCAAACGACGGUGCACGUCUGAGCGGCGAUAGCAUUACCCCCAUCCGACCAAGCGGCGACAGCGAUUCUUUUGUCAACGGGCACGAGUAGAUUGAUGCAUCGCUCGCCCGCGUUCUUCACAUGCCUCAUGGGGCCGUCCGAGCCCAUUCUACGAGUCGCAAUCGUAAGCACAGUCGCAGCCGUGUUGGCUUCAACUUCAUGACU